CUGCGAGAUAAUAAAUUUCUGUUCGUUGAUGCCAUCCACUUGUGGUAUUUCUGUGACAGCAGCACUAAAUAACUAAGACAGUAAGUAAGGCUGGCACCUAUGGCCUUGAGGCCAUGUGGCUGCUGCACGGCCCCCGCUGCUACAGAAGCUUGAAAUUGGGACUGAGGAGCAACUUGGGGUGAUGGCAACAGGGCGAAGGAGGUAGGGGAGGCCCCAGGGGUCCCCCAGUGCCUUGGACAGAGGAUGAAGCUCUGCCCUUCAGCCUAGGUGGGAACCUGGCCUGAGCUGACACCAGCUUUGUUCUCUGGUCCCAUGGGCAGGCAGCUCCCCCGUCCCGCAAGGUCCCCAGCAUGGGCGAAGCAGGGCCAGUUGUGGGGCUCCUCUUAUCUGUCCCUUCCACCUGGUCACAAGGCAAACCUGCAUUGCACUCUGCAACCUUCACACUUGGAUUUUCAGAAGGAAAUGAUCUUAGAUCUUGAGUGAGAAUGUGCUGUCUGUCAAGGUGCUACUCUGCCACAAAGUUACAGCUGGGGGGUGUGUGGGUAACUUUGCUCUUUUAACUUUCCCAACGUGUAACUUACACAACGGUGACACAACCAGUCAGGCUGCACUGUCUCUUUAAAAUCAUUUUCCUGGGGUCGGUUCAGUUUACAAAGAAAUUCCUAAAACAGGAAGCUAGGGUGAAUUUCCAAACAGCAAGCAAAUUUGGGGCAGAAACAGGAACAGGUGUAUCUGCUAUGAGAUGCUCACCACCCGCCUGCUUCCUUCACGGGUGCGGGGGGGUCUGCAUCCUGCAGAUUAGCAUGUGCGGUGACUCAGCAGCAUCGGUACCGCGCUUUUGAGAAGUAAUUGAGUGGGCGCCAGGAGGUCCGGGGAAGUCUCCCAGGUCCUGGGGUUUGCAGAACAGCACCGGCAACUGCAGGGCCCCUCCACCGCUCGGCCCGGUGUCGGGUUACAUAACGGGCCGCUGGCCACCACCCAGCCCCAUGGUCGGACGCCGCUCCAGGGCCAAUGGCUGGCGGCACUGUCGCUCGGAGGCCGCGGGGCGGGGCGGUCACGUGUGUACACACGGCCUGGGCGGCGUGCCGUGAGCAGUGGAGAGUGCUGCAGCAGCGGAGCCCGACCUGUCGGCGCGCGGGGGGACGGCGACCGGGCGCUGCACCAAGAGCAGCUGGACCCAGCGCCAUGUGGGGCUGUGAUGCGCUCAAUGGGACGGUGGGUGGCUCUGACCUGCCUCUGUGCCGGGACCUGCCGCUGGCCCUGUGGGCACUCUCGCUGCUCUACCUGCUGGUGGGCCUCCCACUGGGUCUGGGCUACAACGCACUGCUGGUGCUCGCCAACCUGUACAGCCGGCGCAGCAUGAGCAUGCCCGACGUCUACUUCGUCAACAUGGCCGUGGCUGGGCUGGUCCUUGGUGCCCUGGCACCUGCCUACCUGCUGGGGCCGGCCCACGCGCGCUGGGCCCUGUGGCGGCUGAGCAGUGAGGCCCAGGUUACGCUGCUGACCCUGUUCCACGUGUCUGCCCUGGUGACCAUGUAUUCCACUGCGCUGCUCAGUCUCGACUGCUACAUAGAGCGGGCAUUGCCACGCACCUACAUGUCCAGCGUGUACAACACGCGGCACGUGUGUGGUUUUGUCUGGGGUGGUGCACUGCUCACCAGCUUCUCCUCCCUGCUCUUCCACAUCUGCAGCCACGUGUCCUCACGGCUUGCCGAGUGCGCCGAGAUGCGAAGCACUGAGGCUGCUGAUGCCAUCAUGGUGCUUGUUGGUUACGUGGUGCCCGCCCUAGCCGCCCUCUAUGCACUGGCACUCAUCGCCCGGCUGCGUAAGGAGGACACGCCUCUCAGCCGAGGUGAUGCGGGCAGGCUGGACUCCUCUAUGCACCGGCUGCUGGGGGUCACUGUGGGCACACAGCUUGGGCUCUGGACGCCAUACUAUGUGACCCUCCUGGGGCAGGUGCUCGUGGCCACGCGGGGGAGGCCUGUGGACGGGCACUACAUGGGGGUCCUGCCCCUCGCCAAGGAUGCUGCCCGGCUCCUGGCCUUCUCCAGCAGCUCGGUGAUGCCCCUGCUCUACCGCCACAUGGACAAGAGCUUCCCUAGUAAGCUCCGGCGGCUGGCCAAGAGGCUGCAGUGUGGGCCAAGGCACUGUGUCCAGGACCAAGGCGGCGUGCAGCAGGUGGAGGCCUAGCCCCUCCUGGGUGCGGUCCUUGAACACAGACGUAAACUAAGGCUGUGACUGGAACACUGCACUGGGUCACCUUUGGCGCUCCUGCCCUUGUCCCCAUGAAGACAGGCACCAACACCAAGAACAGCACAGGCGUGUUUGCUUGAAGUUCUGUGUUUUCCAGAAAGAGGCCUGUCUGAGGCCUAACAUGCAAAUAAGCUACCCUUGCGUUAGUGCCCACUCUCUGUGAGCUGUGUGUACUCCUUGCACACACCCCUGAGGCCCGAGCCUCCAGGAUGCACUUGCAUUCAGCCUUCUCAACAGGUGGCUUUUUAAAUGAAGUGAUGACACCUAAGCCAGUAUUUAUGCUUUGCUUGUUCGUAUUGUUCAAAUACUUGAUUCCCCUUCCUUUUUUCUGUUGUUGUUUUAUGAAAAGAUCUGUCCGCUAGGAAAAUCAUUAAGUAUUAAAAUGAAGGAGAUAAUACAGACAUGCGCAUAUCAGAAUGGGGUGGGUGGCCUACUAUGCUGCUUGUGCACGUUGUGAUGAGCCCAGGGCUGUGUGGGGACAGCACGGGGCCAGGCUGCUGGGAGCGUGCUUGUCACACAAGAUGGCACUGAAACAUUUCAAAACACACGAGGAACAACGGUCAGCUAUAGCUGACUUUCAGCAGCGGGAUAAUUAAGCAGCAGCAAGCUCACUCCUCACACAUAAAUGGCCUCGACGUCCCCUGACCCCUGCUGCUCCUACAGGUAGUGUCAGUCCUACAUCAUCCCCAAAAUGUGCCCAGAACUAAAGGAUAGAAACAUAUUGGAGAGGAAAGGCUGCUGGUCGUGAGGACGGGUUCCCUGGGCUGGCUGCCGGGGACCUGCAGCCUGCCUUGUUGGGGCUUCUGUGGUGCAUGUGCUGGGUAACCAAAGCCUGGCAACCUAAUUAGAGGCAGCUGCCUGGUCUGUCCUGGCCUUUAGGUAAAUGCAGGUGAGCUCAGAAAAGGGAAGCCAGAGACCUGUCACGCCCCCACCACCCAGCAGAGCCUGCACAGCCACCACCUAAAAUGCUGCCAGACCAACAUCUGCCCUCAGCUGAAUCCAGUCUAGGGUCUCGGUCCUCUGACCUUCCCCAACUUUAUAAACAUCUGCGUUAAACAUGUGGACGCGAAGGCAUCCCGUUCCCCCACCUGGUUCUUUAUGGUUAAGUUAUACCUAAGCCCACAACCCUCGGUCCUCAGUCCUAAAUCCCAGAAGUCUCUGAGGACAAGGGACAUUCCAUCGGUAGCAAACCUGGCAGAGGGCACGCACAGUCUGAGUUGGUCCUACACACUUAUGGGAUCAAUACUGAUGUGAUUAUAGGGUACAGCUGACACCACGGAGGGAGGAGUCUAUAACAUCCAACAUAUGCAACCUGCUACCUUCUGACAAUCUGAAAAAUGUGGCCUCCUGGUAUGUCUGGCCCCGAGGACAAUGGAGCACAGCUCUGCAGUGCGACAGCCACUCCCAGCAGGAACCCGCCCCUGGGCCCUCAUCUCUGGGGACCUUCAGCCCACGAGCCAAUGGCCAUUACUUUAUUACAUACGAAUUGCAUCCCUCCCAAU
Trichechus manatus latirostris (Florida manatee) is the source of this 3755-nucleotide messenger RNA. RefSeq names its product G protein-coupled receptor 146 (gene GPR146). The transcript has 2 exons. Gene Ontology annotation, cellular component: membrane. Lineage: Eukaryota; Metazoa; Chordata; Mammalia; Sirenia; Trichechidae. The record is from RefSeq and is a predicted model, not a curated record. Gene Ontology annotation, molecular function: G protein-coupled receptor activity. Gene Ontology annotation, biological process: G protein-coupled receptor signaling pathway. Bases 1012 to 2190 code for a protein of 392 amino acids.